ACUAGAAGCACUAGCUCCUGCUGGUUUUGACUUUGAUGCGUUCACCACUGUGAUAGGGUGCUGAAAAGUAAAGUAAAAUGGAGACUUCAACAGACUUAGAUCCCCAUCGAAGCCGCGUCCCUGAGAUUGAAGUGACACAACGCAUUAGGGAAACUUUGGAAAAGGCUGUAGCUUGCCAGUGUAUACGCCAAGAUGUAAAAACCACUUGCGAUGACAUAUUAGAGAAACUCGAUCAGUCGUCAAUGACGAAAGUGCCUGUGGUUAUCUCUGUGAAGACAGUGCGAGAAGUGUACAACACUUUGAGAUCCGAAGGUCACAAAACCUUUCUGCAUGAAAUUGUUGAAGAUGCAAGCAUCAUACCCCAGUCAGUACAGCUGCCUCCUCGGAACCCUGAACUAGAAGAGAGAAUACAAAAGCUGAAACGUGAAGCAGAGAACAGGGAGUACAUCCGGAUGACGCGGAAUGUGGACCCUAGGAACAAGAAAACAUUCACAUUCAAUGAAGAAGUGAAGAGCAUGAAUCGUCAUACAAUCAACAUCUUGAACUUUCUCAUCACUGUCGCUGCUGGGUUUGCUUUUGGUUACAAAGGUGUGGAGCUUGUGGUGGGGAAAGUAUUCCCAAUGCAAAUGCUGUCUGGCCUGAUCCUAGGCACUGUCGUCUUCUUUGUGGACCUCUACUUCAUGCUCAAGUACGGACCUAUUUGAUCCUGCUGCUGUUUCUUGAUCAACAAAAUGAGACGAGAAGUUUGUGGCAGGCCCAUGACAGGAGCUGAUCUGGUGAUAAUCUCUAAUAGAUGGGUCAUACAUUAUUUCUUUGAGUGGAAUCAAUAUACGUAUUUGCAGUUUGAUUGUUUUAGAAACGGGUCAAGAUGUCUACUCACUGAAUAUGGGAAAACUUUAUUAUGGGUCUGCUGAGGACAAAAAAUUUUCACACUUUGAUUAAUUAUGUCACUUUAAAUUUGCCUUUUUGAAAUAUGUGUGGCUGCUAGGGAAAACCCUUCACAUUGACCAAAAUAUGGAAAUUUAGUUGAUUGUAUUGUCUUCAUUCAUUUUGGAACAAUUUACUUUUAAUUUCAUGCAGUUAUCUUCUCUAGAACCUGAGAUAUUGCCAUUUAAAGUUCGAAAAGAGGAGAAAAGUACAACUAAGAAAAUCACGAUCAAAGUUUUUGUUGAAGAUUUUUAGUUCAUUUUUAUACAUGGGACUGAUCACAGCACUCUCAGCAUACUCAUACAACUCCAUACUUAUCUUUUCUUGAUCUUCUAUGAAUUAAGGCUAACAGAAACACUUAUUUCGAAGAAAAAUCACUUACUAGUCAUUCUGUUCUGGUCUUUCCACCUCGCCCGGAACUGCGUUGCAUUGCCCUUUUUACUGUGAUUGUACGUGAAGGUCCAGGAACUACUAGGGUAUCAUUCGGCUCACUGACACUGUCCUCUGUCUCUGAAUUUGCAUCCGCAGAAGGCUGAGCAACACUGGGCUUUGGUGUCACAGUGUCCUGGAACUUCUCUGCGACAAACUCCCUGAUUUCUUUAUACAGGUACCACUGUCCCUUUGAGCUCAGUCCAGGUGAUGGGACCUUAGGUGGCAAGUCUUGUUGUAUAGAGGCAUUCUUUUUCAAGAGAGGAUGUCGCUCUUCAUCUGCAUCUACAUUUCUCUUGCAGAUGACAGUGCCUGUGUUGUGGACAAUAAAGUGGUGAUAUGUCUUGAGGCCUUUUAUCUUGUUUAAGCAGGCGCUCAAUGUGGAUGACCUGUCGUACGUGGGAAUGUAAGAGAUUCUAUUCUCCGUGCUGACAAGGACAGCAGAAUUCAUCCGUGAUGAGGUUUCAACAGCAUCAACAUUGUCUGCCAAACUGUUGACUUCUGUUCUGUUGUACCUCCUCUUGAUCAAGCCGAAUCCGCCGUCAGUACCAAACUUGGUGUACCCAGAGAUGAGGAAACUCAGCUUGAUGCGUUCGUGUCGUUUGUUCAUGCAGCGCCACAAUAGAUACCACAUCAUUGUAUUAUUCUUUUUUUGACCUGUGCCGUUGUCUGGGUGCAGGCACAGCACCGUCUUUCCAUUUCCUCAAUUUUCCAGUUCAUAAUGUAGGAAGGAAAUCGCAGUGUUUGCACCUUUCCCUGUGCAAUGGCUUUCAUCUGUCAGAAUGUUCAUCUGUUUCCCCAAAGGCUGGCAGUUGAGACCGAAGAGGUCUCUUUUCCCCGGCGUUUUAAAGUAGACUGGGCCUGAUUGGUGGGGAUUGUACGGAUAAUGCACUUGUUGUUCGAAGUCUAAGCUGACAUGAUUUUCAUUGCUGUCACCCUCCUGUACUUGCCUCUUCACUCUUGCACAAAAGUCCUUGUAAUAAUUCCUUUCCUUCUGAAAAAUUUAUUGAUGCUGCGCAUCUCUUGCAGAGUCACCUCCUUUUCUCUAUCAGGCUUGUUCGCAGAAUGCCUGAGCUUCACUGUGCCCUGCUCACAAACAUUGCACAAGUCACUAGCUGGAGGCAUUGUCCUCACAAAGGGAAGGAGUCUUUGCCAUAAAUUAAAAAAAACAUACAGUCGGACACGUUAGUCACAUUUGCUGCCUCUCCUGAUUUCCUAUACAUAUACUCCUCAAAGCGUUGAUAUUGUGAUUUAAAAAAAUAAAUAAAAUGACUUACCCUGCUCUACAGUCUGUGUUUGUUGAUAGUUAUCAAUGAAUUUUUCCAGCAACUCAGAUAAUCCAAUUAUAUAAAGCCAUGCAAAAUUUGAAGAGUAUAGGUUCCCAAGUAUUUGAGUUGUAGCAUUUCCUCUGGAUGUUCAGAGUUCCGGUGAAGUAAAUUCUCCUUGCUGAUAAGUACUGUAUCAGCUUUUGCGAUGUGUAGUACCUAUCUACAAAAACAUGAUGACCACGGGUAGUUAGAGGGUGGAGUAGGUACUCAAAUUCCUUGACAACUUGAGGAUUGCUGUUGUCCAGGUCAACGAUGAAACUAGUUCUGCUCCAAAGUAAACAUGCAGAUUCACCUCGUGUCCUGUCCUGCUGUCCACCUACCCAAAAACUUUGGUGUGGGUUUUCUUGGGUUUUGACGGAUUGUGCAUUUUGUACCUCCAACGGCCUGUCCAUCCCACAACCAUUUCAUCCAGUGCAAGAUUUUGGCUUGGAUAGAACGUGCUGCUAAAGUUAUCUAGGAUCUUCUUGAGAAAAGGCUCGAUCUUCUCUUUGCCUUCUGCGUGCGGGUCAUCUGAGCAGUGGAGCAUUGUUUACCAAAUUGCUUCAAAGUGAUCCCUGGAAAAGAGCUGAUGAUACCAAGUGCAAUAAUCUGGGGCAUUGGUAGACCAGUUAUCACGAAUGGCUGGCCUUUUGUUCUUUCCCAUCUGAAUAGUCAGAGCGAGAAAUUUCAACAACACAUGAUCAGUGAUCGGUGUUCAGUUCGCAAAGACAGAUCUUCUCUUGGGUGGAUUGUUGAUAACAACUCUUGUGGCUGCAGACUCUUUGACAGAUGUAAUAUUUUCCAUGACUUCCUCCGUAAACAGAGUGUUGAAGCAGUCAAGAGGUGUAGACUCCUCGGUGAGCGGAGCAAGAGCACGUGGUCCCUGAUGUGGUGUGAACCUGAAAGCUUCCACAGGGACAUCCGAGCCUUCAUUGAUAUCAACCCAGGUUGUAAAUCCUGCUUCUUCUUAUACAAGUAACAACUACGGUAUAUUUUCCAGUUUUAAAUGCAAGUUUCGGUCUCUAGGACUUUUAUUUUACAGUCAACUCCUUAAAUCUAGCAAAAAUUGACUAGAAACGGGGAUCUAUUUUUUUUAGAGCCCGCUAGAGACACUGCACAUUCUUUCGAUGCGCACUACAUGUGGACGCUAUUAAUGCGUGUGCACUAGUUUCUGGAGAAUUUCUGAGGUUCUGUCAAGGAUGUUGAUAUAUAAUAAGGCAAGUUAAAAAAUAAAUAAAACGAAUCCAGAGUCAGCAGAAAUGUGAAAAUGUUUUCGCCUUCACUGCUCGCAAGUCUCUCGAACUCGAUGGUUGUCGCACGGAUGGGGGUGCCACGAAAAACAUCUCAAAAUGCAUUUUCAACAUCAAAUUUGACGUCAAGAUAAUUUCAAUAUGAAAAUUAACAUAUUUUUAAACUAAAAAAUGACCUCAUCUAAAUUUUAAAUAGAUAACAGCUCACUUUUAACUCUAAAAUGACUCAUAGCUAAAAAAAAAUGGAACUGGCGACAUCUGAAGGGUUUUCUUUCGCAGCCACACAUAUGUUGAAUACUGCACUGCCUGUCAUCCUAUUCAUUGUGUUCUGCUUACAUGACCCUCACUUGAGCUCGAUUUUGAAAAAGUAGAAAGUAUUCAGUGUUGAGUUAUUGAGAUUUGAUUCGCUGCUUCCUAGCCCCAUCACUUGUACUUCAAAUAUCUUUUUGACAAAUUAUUUUGGAACUGAGACUCGACUUGAAUCACCCCCGAAACUUACAGCCAGUGGGGAUUCUGAAACUGAACAUACAUGUAAAUUUUGUUAGCUUAAUACAAUGAAACUAGGAUGUAAAUUGUGUUAGCUUCUACUUCUAGUCAUGCAGUAAAACAAAUAUCCAAUGAAGUCAUCAGGUCUCACCCUAAAUUUUGUUGAUUCCGAGGUUUCUACUACAGAAAAAUGCUAUUAACAGGAGCAUUUUAAAAAUCAAUAACAACAAAGACAUCUUGACCGCUCAUCAUAAGACUCUGUCAUACGUCACUUGUCAAGAUGGCAUAUGGCAGAGUCUUACACUAAGCUGUCGUCUGUUCUUAAGGUUGACUGUCGAAGAGUGUGGUUUGUGACAAAGCGCUUCGCUCAAAUGCAUUUCUACGUAAUAUUAUCAAUUGUUUGUGGAACAUUCUGUGUAAUACAGUGUAAGUCUUUUCGCUAAGGUCAAUUUUAACUAGGUUGAAUGAUGUUGGCUUCACAAACUUGCGUGCCUCUCUAUCUCUAUUCACUAUUCAGUAGCUGUGAAAAAAAAAUUAUGACAUUUGUUUGGAACUGCUGAUGAUUCCUUCCAGGCACGCUUAACACUUUGCCCCCACGUAAAGCCGAUCGGUGACAGUGUAAUUUAGCAACAAAAAUGUAGCAAUGAUCUCCUUUUUGACAUGUGCACUUGUUAAAGUUAUAAUUUCCUUUCUGAAUGUUUUGUGUGGCCUGUGAGGUCAAAAAUCGGUUUGUUUACAACAAUUGGAGUAAUUUUAAAAAAAUGUCAAGUAGGUCUGGCAUGAAUGCUGCUUUAUACUUACACUAUGAUGAGAAUUUGAGUGAUGAAUGUGUUUGAUCUAAUGGUUUCAGUUCAGAUUCUAAUUCCUUUUUUGGUGAAUAUGUGAUCAUCACAUUCAAUUUUCUCAAUAUGAUGAAAAUUUCAUAUUGGUUGGUUUAUUUUUGCCGAGAUACAGGUAUCGUACUUGAUGUACCGCAUCUGCAUCCUGGUACGUAAGGACAAGUGUUGUGUGCUCUGUGCACAGCGUGGGUACAAAGUGUUAAGACACACCUCCCUUAUACGCACAAACACACACCCUUACCACACAGACACAGUGCAUCUGUUGGCUACCCACACAACCUCUCACAAUCCCAUGCAUUUCGACAACUCAUGUUUUGAUAUGAAAGAAAGAAGGCUUCUGAUUGGUUGCUUAUAUAACUGUGUCUUUGACUGGUCAACCAUAGUGUACAGUGUAUAUGUAUGACUAUUUUUGAGCAAUGGGGUGAAAAUUGAAAAGGCACUAAAAAGUCGUUCCUAAUCAAAAAGUUAUUUUCGUCGGAGAACACACGUUUAACAAUUUCUUAAUACCAUAUUGAAAGGAUUUUUAUAAUUUAUUUUUGCACCAUGUUGUACUUCACCGAAGAUUAACAUACUAUGAUUAAAGCUGUUUUUCUCCAAUUUUCGUUUUACACCCUGGGUUACAAAAGGUUGCAUAUAUCUUUAAAACUACUCCAGAUAUUUGAACAAAUUUUAAACAGCGUGUUCAGCAUUGAAUCUGCUACAAAAAUCUACCCUCAUUUUAAUAUGCAAAUUUUCCGACAACUGGGACCUUUCUCCAGGCACACACACUCAUAUAAGUGAUAAACAUGUUAUAGUUAUAGUCUAUGGUGCUUGGUGAUUCACUGAUUGACGGUUCCUUGGAGUAAAGUAGAUUAUUUUCCUUGUGGCAGAGAAAUCAUGACGCAAUGUCAGCUAUGGUUGUUCACUUGCCUCUCCAGUGACUCCCAAGUUUUCAAUGAAUAUGAGUUAUUUUGAUGACUUAAAUGAACAAAAAAAAAAAA
This is a messenger RNA of Aplysia californica (California sea hare), 6218 nucleotides long. Its product is annotated as transmembrane protein 199. Lineage: Eukaryota; Metazoa; Mollusca; Gastropoda; Aplysiida; Aplysiidae. The transcript has 7 exons. Gene Ontology annotation, cellular component: endomembrane system. Gene Ontology annotation, biological process: vacuolar proton-transporting V-type ATPase complex assembly. Bases 78 to 704 code for a protein of 208 amino acids. The record is from RefSeq and is a predicted model, not a curated record.